GUCAGCAGUCUCACUUCCCAUGUGACUCAGCUGCUACAUCAUAUCAUGGCUCUAUAAAAGGGGAAGGACGGAGCAGUGAGGCCACAGAGGACCAUUGACCAACUGUCAGAGGACCAACCAUCAUAACAGAGAGAAGACUUCACUUUAUUACAGCCUGCAGAGAUGGAGACCAUGAAGAGUGCCAGGAAAAAUGAGACAGGAGAUGUUGGCAGUGAUUUAUCGGAGCAGAUUAAGGCAGCCACUAAGGUCAAUCAUGUCAGAGCUGAAAACACACAGCUGAUGCUAAGUUACCAGAAGGGACAGAUCACCCUGCCACAGUACAAGGUCCUGUUGUUUUCCCUCUAUGAGAUCUACAAGGCGCUAGAAGAGGAGCUGGACAGAAAUUCUUCCCAUCCAGCUGUUGCACCUAUAUACUUCCCUCAGGAACUUGCCCGCCUGGAAGCACUCGAGGCAGAUCUGGAGCAUUUCUUUGGCGUAAACUGGAGGAAAAUGGUGAUUGUCCCCUCAGCCACACACAGAUAUGAACAGAGACUGCGGAAGAUUGGCAAAGAGAGCCCAGAGCUGCUGGUGGCCCACGCCUACACUCGCUAUCUUGGUGAUCUAUCAGGAGGGCAAGUGCUGGGGAAAAUUACUCAGAAAUCCCUCGGGCUGAGCAGCAAAGGGGGGCUUUCGUUUUUCACCUUCCCUGGAGUGACCAGUCCCAACCGCUUCAAGCAGCUGUACAGGAGCCGGAUGAACAGCAUCGAGCUGACAGAAGAGGAGAAGGAGGAGGUGCUGAAGGAGGCCGUCGCUGCCUUUGAGUUCAACAUCCAGGUUUUUGAUGACUUGCAGAAAAUGUUGAGUGUCACAAGAGAAGCGGUGGACCAACCAGAGCCCAGUGCUGUGAGAACUUCCAUAUUCACAUUUUCACCCAUCAUGCAGUUCACCGUGGGAGUGUGUGUCGCACUGACCACCAUUGGAAUGGGACUCUAUGCCUUGUAGGCUUUAACCAGCGCUUGUAAUUGAUAUGCACAUAGCACUUUACGGAUCACUUCAUACAACAAAUCUGAAAUUUCUCAUGUAUAAACGAUCAAAUCACAGCAGAAACAGUGAUUCUCUCAACUUUUGUCAUUUGUAAGAACUUUUUUAAAACAAUCCUACAGUGUAAAAACUGUCUGUGAUCUUUUUAUGAUUUGUGUUGAAUAAAAAUAUACAGAUCAGAAAUUAAAA
Messenger RNA from Micropterus salmoides (largemouth bass), 1209 nucleotides. RefSeq names its product heme oxygenase 1a (gene hmox1a). The record is from RefSeq and is a predicted model, not a curated record. Gene Ontology annotation, molecular function: heme binding; heme oxygenase (decyclizing) activity. The coding region runs from base 163 to 981 and encodes 272 amino acids. The transcript is spliced from 6 exons. Gene Ontology annotation, biological process: heme oxidation; response to oxidative stress; heme catabolic process. NCBI's taxonomy places the organism in Eukaryota, Metazoa, Chordata, Actinopteri, Centrarchiformes, Centrarchidae.